ACUUGUUCCAGAUUAAAGGUGGAUAGUAUGGGAAGCACUUUGCCGCUUGGACUAAACCACUAACAACCAAACAGGGAGAGUCUGAGAUUUCACACGGUGACUACAGCAACUCAGCCUGUGAUUAUGGUUCAGACCCGGAGGAGCAGAAGUUUUUUGGGUGAUGGCCUCUGAUAGACGUCAUUCUUCAUAAUCUGCCCUUCACACAGGAAAGACCAGAAAUCCCUUUGGCCUCCUCAGCCUCUCAACACAAAUCAAACGUGUCAUUUGAGGAUCGUGUUCAGCAUCUUUUCUGGAACGUGGAAUUUUCUGAACAUUGGAUUGGACUAUAGCUUUUGGGAUUAGUCUGACAGUUUGACAGCGUUGGAUAGCAUCCAUUCAUUGAAUUGUGGUCUGCCCCAGGCCCAUAAUGCCCGCAGCUUUCCACCACCACUGAACUUCAGUUUGAGGACCCUCCCAGGCUGCAUUUGCUCCUUCACCCCAGGUUUACAACCAGUGACUUUACAAAAUAUUUUUGACAAUGAGACACGACGUUUCUUGAACUCCAUCUCUGGUCACUGUUUUUAUCUUUUGACUGGAUCACAGGCACUGAGAGACUGACUCUUGGUGGUGUGAGGUCAAUCUGCUAACAGUGUGAAGCCCUGCCACUUUACACCUGUCCAUCAUCCAUCAGCAGUCAUGGAGUCUGUGGCAGCCAGAAUGGCCAUGGUCACUGACUCGCCCAACCCGUCUCUGAGGUCGAGGACUACCGUGACGACGGACGGCGACUCUUUUGUGAGUACUGCCAGCCUUCCCUGCAGCCACUUCCUGUCUGCCAACAUCAUCAGUGUCGUGGAGAAAUGUAUGAGCUCCAUGCAGAUGGGAACCCAGAUGGUGAAGCUCCGUGGCGGCUCCAAGGGACUGGUGCGGUUCUUCUAUCUGGAUGAACACAAGUCCUGCAUCCGCUGGAGGCCCUCGCGCAAGAAUGAAAAGGCCAAGAUUUCCAUUGACUCUAUCCGAGAGGUGUGUGAGGGGAAGCAGUCAGAAAUCUUCCAGCGCUACGCGGAGGGCAGCUUCGACCCGAACUGCUGCUUCAGCCUGUACUACGGAGAGCACGUGGAGUCCCUGGACCUGGUGUCCGGCACUGGAGAGGAGGCGCGAACCUGGAUCACAGGCCUCAAAUAUCUGAUGGCCGGCAUCAGUGAUGAGGACAGCCUGGCCAAGAGACAGCGCACCCGCGACCAAUGGCUGAAGCAGACCUUCGCUGAGGCUGAUAAGAAUGGUGAUGGCAGCUUAAGCAUCAGCGAGGUGCUGCAGCUCCUGCACAAACUCAACGUCAACCUGCCCCGACAGAAGGUCAAACAGAUGUUUAAGGAGGCGGACACAGAUGACAACCAGGGGACGCUGGGCUUUGAGGAGUUCUGCUCCUUCUACAAGAUGAUGUCGACCCGCAGGGACCUGUAUCUCCUCAUGCUCACCUACAGCAAUCACAAAGACCACCUCGACACGGACGACCUGGCCCGCUUCAUGGAGACGGAGCAAAAGAUGACCAAGGUGACCAAGGACCACUGUCUGGAGAUUAUCAACAAGUUUGAGCCGUGUUCUGAGAACCAGAAGGAAGGAGUUGUGGGGAUUGAUGGUUUUACGAAUUACAUGCGCAGCCCAGCAGGGGACAUCUUCAACCCAGACCACUACAGUGUGAACCAGGACAUGAACCAGCCGCUGUGCAACUACUUCAUUGCUUCCUCACACAACACGUACCUGAUGGGCGACCAGCUGAUGUCACAGUCCAGGGUGGACAUGUACGCCUGGGUGCUGCAGGCCGGCUGUCGCUGUGUAGAAGUGGACUGUUGGGACGGUCAGGAUGGCGAACCCAUCGUCCACCACGGCUACACCCUCACUUCCAAGAUUCUCUUCAAAGACGUUAUCGAGACCAUCAACAAGUACGCCUUCGUCAAGAACGACUAUCCAGUCAUCCUGUCCAUAGAGAACCACUGCAGUGUUCCUCAGCAGAAGAAGAUGGCUCAGUACCUGAUUGAGAUCCUGGGGGACAAACUGGACCUUUCCAACAUCAAAGCCGAUGAGUCUGGACGUCUCCCGUCGCCAGAAACACUCAAGGGCAAGAUCCUCGUUAAGGGGAAGAAACUUCCUCCCAACAUCGACGAGAACGCAGAGGAGGGGGACGUGUCGGACGAGGACAGCGCCGAUGAGAUGGAGGACGACUGCAAGCUGAUGAACGGAGAUACGUCAGCCAACAGAAAGCAGGUGGAGAACAUGGCCAAAAAAAAGCUGGACAACCUGAUGAAGGAGUCCAAGAUCCGAGACCGAGAGGAUCCAGACAGCUUCACCAUUGCAGCCCUCCCCCCUGCUGGGAAGCCCACAGGCAAAACUGGCUCCAAGAGUAAAAGUGAGGACGGGACGGACACAGCAGAUGAGGCUAAUCCCAGCAGCAACAAGCACACAGGCCGCUCCUUCAUGGGGAACUUCUCUAAACGCAAGAAAAAGUCGACCAAGCUGAAGAAGUCGUCGAGCUUUGAGGACACAGAUACAGAUCAAGAGAGCACAAGUAGCACCUCCCGUGCCCCCCUGCACCACAGCAAAAAGAAGAAGACCAUGAAGUUAUCCAGAGCUCUGUCUGAUCUGGUCAAAUACACGCGAUCUGUGGGUCUCUAUGACAUCGAGGCACAAGCCAACUGUGGCUGGCAGGUGUCGUCGCUCAGUGAGACCAAAGCCCAUCAGGUGAUGCAGCAGAAAGCUACGUCCUUCAUCCAGUUCAACCAGCGACAGCUCUCCCGCAUCUACCCUUCCUCUUACCGUGUGGACUCCUCCAACUUCAAUCCCCAGCCCUUUUGGAAUGCUGGCUGCCAGCUUGUCGCACUCAACUACCAGUCAGAGGGCCGGGUCCUGCAGCUCAACAGAGCCAAGUUCUACAGUAACGGCAACUGUGGCUACAUGCUGAAACCUACCUGCAUGUGUGAAGGUGCCUUUAACCCCAACCUGGAGGACCCGCUGCCAGGUCAGAUGAAGAAACAGCUGGUGCUGAAGAUCAUCAGUGGACAACAGCUGCCCAAACCCAAAGACUCAAUGUUAGGGGACCGGGGAGAGAUCAUUGAUCCCUUCGUGGAGGUGGAGAUCAUUGGCCUCCCAGUGGACUGCUGCAAGGAGCAGACCAGAGUGGUGGAUGAUAAUGGUUUCAACCCAAUGUGGGAGGAGACUCUGGUGUUUACGGUCCACAUGCCGGAGCUGGCCCUGGUGCGUUUCCUCGUGUGGGAUCAUGACCCCAUUGGCCAAGACUUCAUCGGCCAGCGCACCAUUGCCUUCAACAGCAUGAUGCCAGGUUAUCGCCACGUGUACUUGGAAGGUAUGGAGGAGGCUUCCAUCUUUGUUCAUGUAGCUGUGAAUGACAUCACUGGUAAGGCCAGAGCAGCCAGCGGCAUAAAAGGGCUGUUUCACAGAAACCCAAAGCAGGCUUCCCUGGACAGCCAUGCUGCUGCACAGCACAGCCGUAAGCACCCAUUCGGUGCCCACCUCCUGCGCCGCACCGCUAGUGCACCCACCAAAAGCCAGCCCAAAAUCAAAAAGGGCUUCCCAGAGAUCACCAUCGACACCAAAGACUACAGCUCAGAGGGUGCUAGUGAGGACCGAGAGUCUGAGGACAGGGACAAGGCCUCUGCUGCCACCUCUCACCAGCCCACACCACCACAACACCGCACCAGGGAUUCACUGGCGGCAUCCCACCAAGCCAAGGGGCCCUGGGAGCGUCCUGACACCAAUGGGGCUUUUCACCCUGAGGAGGGUAAAGACUGUUUCACAGUGCAGAGACCAGCUCCCCCUCUUCCAUUUACUGUGCUGAACUCUGAAGACGCCAGGAACACAAGUUUCACCUGCUCUGUCCCCGCUCCAGAAGAGAGACUGUUCUCACAUCACUCCUUCUCUACACCACUGCACUCGCCAUCCACAGCAAUAAAUGCAGACUCCCCAUUGACUUAUCCUCCGAAUGGAGGUGUGGACAGUCCCAUCAAGAUGAGCGGAGAUCCUAAGAAACCUCCUACCCAUUCCAAAACCACUUCACUCCGUCUGACGAACCCUGCUGAGAAAACUGUCCCGUCACAGUGCAGCCAAAACACCCAGACCAACAGAAGCACUCAUUCAUUCAUGGAAAACACACCAAACCAGACGGAAAACCAAGAAACUCUGACAGAAAAGAAAACUGAUCCGGCAGAGUCUGACCACCGCGCAGAGCCUCCCCCUGCAGCAGGGGCUACUGGAACCCCUGCAGCCCCUGCAGCUCAGACAGCCCAGGCCAGGAGGGCACUUUUUAGCAACCUGGCAUCACACACACCAGUGAGAAGAACAAAAAGUGAGGGCCAUGUCCGGGUGGCUGUAGCCUCAGCUGGACAGGCCCAGUCAGCCGUACCAGAGGUCUGCACUGAUGCUACCAUGAACGACCGCCUUUGGAGCAAGCUGGAGCCAAGCAGCCACCGAGACAGCAUGUCCUCCUCCUCUAGCAUCUCUUCCAGUGACACCGUCAUCGACCUGUCCCUACCUAACCUGGCCAGGAAGAGCCUCACCAGUCUGCCCUCGGCCAGCAGCACCUGCAACCCUCCCUGGGUCAACUGCCGUCACUCAGCGUUAGUCUCCUACGACACCCUGCGUGUCAGCAAGAGCAAGUCCAACCCCAACCUUCAGCAAAGUGAAAUCCCCGAAGAUGAGCUCAAGCCCCGACCUCUGCAGCCCCCCCAUGUAGCUUCUGUGGACUCACCCAGUAGACUGACUCAAAGGAGGCACACCUGGAGCCGACUCUACAUGGAAGGGCUUAAGCAGUCAGCAUCCAGCAGGCCGCCCCCCCCAGCUAAAACCCCAACAGCUACAGCUUCUAUGUCCAAAAGCCUUGGGGAUUUGACCUCUGAUGACAUUUCCUGUAACUUUGACAGCAAGUACCGCAGCAUCAGCCGGAGCUUCAUUGUUAGGCCGACCAGGGACCAGCUGCGCAGGGGCAGCCCACAGAAGUCUCAGCCGCCCAGCAACCUGACAGAGCAACUCCGGAAGUUGACUGAUGUGGAGCCCCUGACUGCGAGCGACUUUGCCCCAGAAAACAGGCCUGGACAGUCACAGGAAGAGUCUGUGGAUGAGACCCUGAUGCGAAGAACCUCCUCAAGGAGCCAGAGCAGGGUGAGGUACAUUGCAAACAGGGCCAAGAAGGCCCAGGAAAGGCAGAGGCUCCAGGGUCUGGUCCAGGGCAGGAGUGCAAGCUUUAGCCUUGGUGGUAGCAUUGGCAGGGGAAGUAGCGCUAGCCCCAUUGAAGAGCGAGGAAACCCCGAAGGGGCGUGUUGCGUGGCACGCAGUCCCUGCACCAGCCUGGACCUGCUGAGUCAGCUCACCCCCCUAGGAUCCUCCUCUCCCAGACAGUCCCAGUCCUCUCCAGACCCUGAAAACAGUGAAGUCUUUUUCAUGCUCAAACUCUAAGAACUGGCUGACUUGGAACUGAGCGUGAGAGACACAGCUAGAAACUUGUUUGGAAUAAAGUCCAGUUUUAUCUCAAGUAGAAAUCUCUUCUCUUUUUUUUUUUUUUAGAAAAAGUUGCAUAUCUUGCAGAAUUUCUCACAGGCAACUGGUUCAUAAUGCAGAUUAUUUCAACAGUUGUCUCACAGAAAACUGUCCCACGAACAAUCACUUCUUCAUCUUGAGUUUGUGCGAGAUCCGUUUUAUAACCUGUGCGUUCAGAACACAUUGUCUCCAAGCUUCUUUUAAAAGCAACCACUGCAGCACUGUCAUCUGUUUGCACCAAAUGUUAGAUAAUUGCCAGAAUGUAUUUAGUGAAAAAUAACCAGGAGUUUUUAUAUGGCUGUUUAUGUUGAAUGUGAUCUACUCUCAUGUUUGAGGAUUUUUCUGAAACUUUACAUGAGCAGACAGUAGCAAUAGAUCACAACUAGAGGCGAUUUUAAACAAUCCAUUCUUUUUAUUUACUUGAACUGUAAUGAUGUACUUUAACUAAAAUGAAUACUUAAUGUCAAUGCGUUAUUAUCAGCCCAUCCAUCCACUCGCAAUAUUUUGAAAAUGCUGUCAUGGUAUCAUAUUGAAGGUGAUGUACAGUUUGAGGCUUGUCUCUUGUGUCUUUGAAAAAAAAAAUGGAAAUGCAGGACAAAAGCUCUUCAUUUUUUAGUAUUCUUUGUGAAGUGGUUACAUCGUAAUUUGACCAAGCUGCCAAUAUGUUGCGAACCUCCCCGACCUUUGGCAUGUCACAGCACUGAGAUCCUGUACUUUAAAGCAGUGGUAGCCUCCUCCGUACCAAGUUUAGCCCUUUUUUUUUUUUAGUUGACUGCAUGUCUUUUAUGCACUGUAAUGUUUAUUCUAAGCCUGUGCUUUAUUUUACAAAGACUUUUUUAUGAAGAUUUGUUAAUAUCCUAAACUCCUUUUUUGGAUUGUCUGAUGGUGGUCACAAGAGCAUCAUGUCUGAAACCCUGUGUUCACAUCAGUCCGUAGUACUAAAACAAGAUGGAAAUGAUCUGUAUGGAAGCACGUUUAUUUGUCGACCUGCUGUAUUGUUUGCACUGCCAUGCCAGUUCUUUGUGCAAAGUUUUAGGGAUGAUAUUUAAUUCAAGCAAUGUGUAAUAAUGACCUAAAUAAAUCUCAACUGAAUAUGA
Messenger RNA from Seriola aureovittata, 6620 nucleotides. RefSeq names its product phospholipase C, eta 2a (gene plch2a). Bases 676 to 5442 code for a protein of 1588 amino acids. NCBI's taxonomy places the organism in Eukaryota, Metazoa, Chordata, Actinopteri, Carangiformes, Carangidae. The transcript is spliced from 23 exons. The record is from RefSeq and is a predicted model, not a curated record. Gene Ontology annotation, molecular function: phosphatidylinositol-4,5-bisphosphate phospholipase C activity; calcium ion binding. Gene Ontology annotation, biological process: lipid metabolic process; phosphatidylinositol-mediated signaling.